CGUGUGUGGAGGAGGAGGAAGCGCCCCGCCCCUUUCCCUUUGGCCCGCUGACCGCGCUUCCUUCGUCCUCGCGGGGAGUCCCGCAGAACCCAAUGGGACUGGCUUCCGUCGCGCGCCUCAGGCCCAGGCGGAGGGAGGGUAAAUGGGUUUGCCUGACGUUUUUCCUUCACUAAGGCAGUUCCAUGUCUUGCUUGGACUGCUCCUGUAUUCUACGGACACAAGUUGAAUCUAUUGAAGCUGAAAAACAGUCUGAAGCUAGCAGCAGUCAAGGCCUGACAGAUGAACCUGCUGUAUCUUGGGGACAACUGACUCAAAUAGGAGAUGAACACAUAUCAUGGUCCUCUGAAAUAUCCCAUUAUGAUCUCCAGGUGGAAAUAGGAAAGGGGUGCAACAAUUUAACUUCAAUCUACCUCGCACGUCAUAUUCCUACAGGAACCUUGGUGGCCGUAAGGAUUACAGAUCUGGAAAGAUGUUCUGAAGAGCACUUGAAAGCUUUACAAAAUGAAGUUAUAUUAUCCCACUCCUUUCACCAUCCUAAUAUCUUGACUUUUUGUGCAAUGUUCACUGCUGGAAGCUGGCUUUGGAUUAUUUCUCCUUUCAUGGCCUAUAGUUCAGCCAGUCAUCUCUUGAGAACUUACUUCCCUGAAGGCAUGAGUGAAAUUUUGAUUGGAAAUAUUCUGUUCGGAGCAAUUAGUGGCUUAAGCUAUAUGCACCAACAUGGGUACAUACACAGAAGUUUCAAAGCCAGCCACGUACUGAUCUCAGGGGAUGGUCUAGUUUACCUCUCUGGCUUGAACCACCUUCAGAGCUUAGUCAGCAAUGGACAGCGGUUAAAAGCUGUGUAUGACUUCCCCCAGUUCAGUACAUCAAUGCUUCCUUGGCUGAGCCCUGAACUACUAAGGCAGGAUAUGUAUGGCUAUAAUGUGAAGUCCGACAUCUAUAGCGUGGGCAUUACAGCUUGUGAAUUAGCUAAUGGCCAUGUACCUUUUCAAGAUAUGCCUCGCACACAGAUGCUACUACAGAAGCUUAAAGGCCCCUCUUACUUUCCCUGGGUGAUGAAUACUUUUCCGCGUGGGGAAUCCAGGAUAAAAAAUUCACGUUCAGGGAUCGACUCUGGGAUUGGUGAAAGCAUGACCCACACACUGACAAGUGAGAGACUGCAGACACCGCCAAAAACCUUUUCCCCUGCUUUCCACAACUUGAUAGAACUCUGUUUGCAUCAAGACCCAGAAAAAAGGCCAUCAGCAAGAGGUCUACUGUCACAUGCUUUCUUCAAGCAAGUCAAAGAACAAACAAAGGGCUCAAUGCUUUCCUUGUUGCCUCCUGCCAUCCGGGACACUCAGUCACAGAUAUCAGCAGUGGUACAUCCAGCAGCCAUCCGGCGUGAAUCUGGAUACAGUCUGCAAAAAGAGAGAGAGACAUAUUGGGAAUUCUAAAGAUACCAAAAAUUACCUCUGGCAUCUCUGUGUAAAAAUGUGAUUUUUUUUUUUUUGGCUGCUUUGCUUUUUAAAAAUACAAAUAUUUGUGCUAUACUUGAAAAUAUUAAAUAUGUGUAUAGUUGAUUAAAUUGAGGAAGGAAAAAAAAUCCCCAAAUGGUACUAUGUGAAUUGACUUUAUUUCUUGAAUAGUAAACUUGUCCAUAUGCUGUGAAGCAUAUUUUUUAUAUAUUUCUACACCCAAAGUGUAGUGGUACCUCUCUUAUAAGUCUUCCUUACUGAGGCAUACGAUAAUAUCUAUGCUAUUCGUAUCUGAAAUACUGUUUCUGUUCUAGUUAUUAUUUUUAGUAUGCUGUUAAUUUCCAUACCAACCAUCUUUUCAGUGUUUUUAGAAAGUUGUGCCUUCACUUACCUUUGAGAAGAUGGCACGGUGCAUAUCCCUGAGUCUUCAGGGGCUCUUCUGCCAUGUCCUACAAUAUCUGGAGUAACUAUUACUAUAAUCUGGAAUAAAUAGCUGUGAUCUUUUAAUGCAAAGCAUCUCUUGCACAACCUAACCUAGGAAACCUAAUACACCUAAUGUUAAUGAAAAUAGGAGAAUGAAAUUAUUUGAUCACGUUCUUUAUAUAUUGCUAACUAGUCCACAGCUAUGAUACUACUUGAAAUAUCACUAAUGAGGACUUGUAUCUAGCUAGCCUUUAAAAAUGGCAGUGUUUUAAGUUGAGUGUUUCAAGUGUGCCUUUGUAGGACUAAUGUAGCAAAAAGAAUCUAUAAAACUGACAAUAAUACUCUGUCGAGUAAAAAAAGAUGGAUACAAUAAUUCCAGCUGGUCAUGACUAUUAGAAGUCUGCUACCACAAACACAAUUAGGGAAAAUAAUGUAUUAUAAAUCAAGGUUGUAUUUUGACUUUUUGAUGUGCCUUCAAUUAAGAAGAAAAGUUCAAUUGACUGAAAUAAUUGAAAAUAAAAAUGCCAAACUGGCAAAACAUGGGCUUUUUGUUGUAGCACUGUGAAUGACCGAACAAAUAUUAACUUAACCUAAACCCAUAUUCUGUGUACAGCAUACAACUGGGAAUUGGGAUAUUAAGAAUUAUAUUUUAUUAAUGUACAUUUUAUUUAAUCCCGUGAAACAGAUGUUAGGUAAUUUUUUUUAAGUGUGUAACCUCACAAAUUAUAUCAAAUGUGAUACAACUAGCAUCAUAAGUGUCCUUCUGAUAGGAAACUACUGAAGUAAAAUUAUAUUAGCCAUCUUUUGCCAACCCAGUACUGAUAAAUAUAACUGGAAUAAAAUGCACUUACUUAAAAAAGA
This is a messenger RNA of Anolis sagrei ordinatus, 2741 nucleotides long. RefSeq names its product STE20 related adaptor beta (gene STRADB). NCBI's taxonomy places the organism in Eukaryota, Metazoa, Chordata, Lepidosauria, Squamata, Anolidae. Gene Ontology annotation, molecular function: ATP binding; protein kinase activity; protein serine/threonine kinase activator activity. Gene Ontology annotation, cellular component: serine/threonine protein kinase complex. Gene Ontology annotation, biological process: activation of protein kinase activity; protein phosphorylation; protein export from nucleus. The record is from RefSeq and is a predicted model, not a curated record.